AUGAUUUUCGAUAGGGUUGUCACGGAGUUCAUGGUGUUCGGCAUCGUUGCCAUUACGAUCUUCGUCGGAACGAAUCUAGAUCCGGACCUCGAUGAGAAGUUUCCGUAUUGCGUCACGCACCUCACUUACGCUGACGUGUUGGUGUCGUUCGUUGCGUGUUCUUUGAUCGGAUUGGGCGCACUUUAUGCGUGGAUGCGAACCCGCACAUCGGAGCAUCUGCAGGGGUUUGAUGGAGACACCGACAGUGCGAUUCCGAAGAUGGGAACUUGGAAACCCAUGAGCGUCAAGCAGCAGGGUGUCUUCUUGGAGCGAAAUAAAUUGACGACAGAUUCGUUCAAUUGGAACAUGUACUUCCAGGAGUCCCUCGCUCACCAGAUCUGCGAUCUUAUCAACAUUACCUGGGUAACCUGGCUUGUUUCGUUCAUCUUCCUCCUCCCGAUGGUUGUCUACAAAGGCUUUAUUGCUGCAGACGCGGCCAAGACUCCAGCAUACAUCAACGGCUUCCUCUUCACGACCUGGAUUGUCUGUUCACGUUGGCCACUGUGGUGA
Prorocentrum cordatum is the source of this 549-nucleotide messenger RNA. Lineage: Eukaryota; Dinophyceae; Prorocentrales; Prorocentraceae. The record is from the annotation of a GenBank genome assembly.